Messenger RNA from Carassius carassius (crucian carp), 2835 nucleotides. RefSeq names its product armadillo repeat-containing protein 1-like. The transcript is spliced from 7 exons. The record is from RefSeq and is a predicted model, not a curated record. NCBI's taxonomy places the organism in Eukaryota, Metazoa, Chordata, Actinopteri, Cypriniformes, Cyprinidae. The coding region runs from base 317 to 1141 and encodes 274 amino acids. Gene Ontology annotation, molecular function: metal ion binding.
CAGUCUGCCUAAAUCCAGGAAGUGUAAAGGGUGCUAAAAACUCCGCAGAUAAUGGGCAAAAAUGCCUAACCAGAACCGUUAUCAUUGAGAUGUUUAACCAUAUUCAUCGUCGUCGUUACUACACAAGCUUCACCCAGUUGCGCAUCCAUCAGCACUUAAUUAGACGGCGGGUUUGAGCCUUUGACUGGACGGGAUCAUCUGAAGCGAGUCGUCCUGGGCGUGUUUGCUGUAAGGUUAUGCGUGGACAACAGUGCCACAACACACACAAGCUAAGAUCUGUGUAUUUCAUGUGCAUGGCCCUUGGUGUGGGAGCACCAUGAGCGGGGAGCCUGAUGCCUUGGCUGUGGUCAAUCAGCUGAGGGACUUAGCUGCUGACCCCCUCAACAGACAAGCUAUCGUUGAAGAUCAAGGCUGCUUGUCAGGCCUCAUUCUCUUCUUCGACCACCCCAAUCCACAAGUCGUCUACUCUGCGCUAUUGGCGGUGCGCUACCUGGCAGAAUGCCGCUCCAACAGGGAGAAGAUGAAGGGCGAGCUGGGAAUGAUGCUGAGCCUGCAGAACAUCAUGCAGAAGGGCACGUCGCCAGGUGAGACCAAGCUACUAGCUUCUGAGAUCUACGAGAUCCUGCAGACUUCCAGCAGCACAGAAGCCGAGCAGGCAGAAGCAGCCUCUUGCAGAAAAAAAGCACAGUUUUUCCUGGGCUCAACGAACAAACGGGCCAAAACGGUGGUGCUUCAGAUCGACGGGCUUGAUGAUUCGGCUCAGAGGAGUCUUUGUGAAGAAGCCUUGCUCAAGAUCAAAGGUGUCAUCAGCUUUACCUUCCAGAUGGCUGUGAAGAGAUGUGUGGUGAGGAUCCGUUCAGACUUGAAGGCUGAGGCGUUGGGAACUGCUAUAGCUUCAACCAAAGUCAUGAAGGCACAGCAAGUAGUGAAGGGGGAAGAUGGAUCCGAGAUUGUAAUCCCAUUCCAAGGGGACUCGGAUGUGGUGGUCGAGCAGAACAUAAAAUUGCCGGAUUAUCUGCCUGAGGACGAGAGCCCAUCUCAGGAGCAGCACAAGGCUGUGACACGACUGGGCUCCAUGCAGGAUGGUGCGAGCUGGCUGAGCACGGCCGCCAACUUCCUGUCCCGCUCAUUUUACUGGUGACCCAUCCUCCACGUGCCAGACUGCCGAGCGCAUCCGCAAAAAACUACUACCCUUGUUCCAACUAUAAAAAAGGCCACGACAGGCGGCUGUAAAUGGUUACGGGAUCCAACCUGCUCGUGAAACUCAUGCUAGCGCUGCAUACGCACCACACGAGACACUAAAACCUGAGAGUAACCGGGAGAAGUUCACAGAAAGCAUUUCAUGUGUGUAUUUGCUCUCUUAUUCACCUUUUAUGUUUGACCCUGGGAAGGUUUUCAAACGAUGCGUCCCAGAUUCUCCUUGCAGGUUUGUUUCUGUCGAGACUAAACCAUGCCUUGGGGGGUUUCGCCAGGUUUGUCGUACCUUGAGGUUUUCUAAAUUUCUACAAAUGUGGGUGCUUUCAGAUGUGUUCUAACCCUUCAUCUCAGCUUUCUUGUACAUUUUAAACAAUUCUUUUGUUUGUCUUUCAAUUAUUUGAUAAUCCUAAUAUUACUUUAUUCAUCUGCACUUUUCAAAGCAUGCAUAUUUUUUUUUAACUCCGUUCCUUCUGUGUGUGCCUUUUGCUAUGUAGCUUGUUAAUUAAUUUUCUCGGCUUUAAAUCCACUUUAUUUGCUUCGUCUGAACUUCUAAAGCCUUCUGAAGAUGUGAUUUUUAGGUUUGAAAUGUGUAGUGAUGGUUCACUCUUCCCCACAGAGCUCAUUUCACAAAGAACAUAAUUAAAACACCUGCACUGGUUGGUGUUCAUUAAUAAUAAUUAACGGUUUAACGCCACCAGGAAAUGGCUGUUACUAUGUGUGUAAUGCUAACUUUUUAUGUUACAGCAUGUGCCAAACACCAGUUACCCUAAAAUAGUUACCAGAGUAAAAUAGCUCUGACCUUUUAGGAAUUUAUAUUAUAAACUUUUUUUUUUUUGUGCUUAAAUGUCAAUGUAGUUUUCCUUUCUGCCAUGCGAACUACUUAUAAAAUGAUUUUUUUGUGUAUGUAUUCCUAAAUACCACAAAUCUGAAUGUUUUGUUUAGGGCCUUACAUACAUGCGGUCAUUUUUAAUGUGGGUUUCGGCUGCUAGCCAAAAGUAUGAUUCGGUUUCUUACCUGUUAUGUGCUGUUAUGUCACCUCUGCAUGACCAUCACCCCUUGAGAUUUUCCUGACUCACGGUGUCUUUUAACUGUUUAGAUAAUCAACCGACCUCACAUAUUGCAUUCAGGAUGGUCAGUCCGCUCAGGGAUGUGUGUACGUUGUCCUGAAACUGAUGGUCUCAUGUACUUCGCAGUUUAACGCUUGUGCAUUCCCAAACGGAGACCUACACACAUCAAUAUCAAAAUGAAUUAAACUAGAAUAUGGCCUUUCCUAAAUUUACCUGUCGUUUUAUUUUUCACAUUAUGAUUGGGUUGUUGUAAGGUAUCAGUGUUUGCACACUUUUGUAUUUUUCCUCAUAAUCAGCAAUGCUUUAAGACUGUUUUUUUUUUAACUCUCAUCAUGUCAGUUCACAUUGAGGAUUUGUUACAUAGACAGCAUUAGUGUAUAGAAUUGAAUCACACAGUGGCAUGCUUUUGGUUGGGUUUAAGAUGAGAUAGAGGCCAUCAGUGUUAUAUUUAUGAACAAAAUCCAAAUUGAAUUAAGUUUUGCAUUUUCUGUAUUUUUAUUUCCCUCAUCUUGUACUGUAUACCAUCUUUCCCUGAAGCGUCUUAAGCUACUGCUCACUGUUAUUCCAAGAA